Molecule: messenger RNA, 1018 nt
Organism: Nasonia vitripennis (jewel wasp)
Lineage: Eukaryota; Metazoa; Arthropoda; Insecta; Hymenoptera; Pteromalidae
Gene: Rpb7
Product: RNA polymerase II subunit 7
Exons: 5
Coding region: 128-649 (173 amino acids)
Biological process (GO): DNA-templated transcription; positive regulation of nuclear-transcribed mRNA poly(A) tail shortening; positive regulation of translational initiation
Cellular component (GO): RNA polymerase II, core complex; P-body
Molecular function (GO): single-stranded DNA binding; translation initiation factor binding; single-stranded RNA binding
Source: RefSeq, marked validated
GAAUAUAUCGUACAAUCAACAAGCGCGAGUUGUUAUGUCCGUGACUUAUGCAUGAUUUAUCCUAAUUUAAGCAUCAUCUCUUUAGGAAUUAGUUAAAGCAAAAUAUUCUAUCAUUUAAAACUAUAAAAUGUUUUAUCACAUAUCUCUGGAACACGAGAUCCUUCUCCAUCCCAGAUACUUUGGGCCACAACUGCUGGACACAGUUAAACAAAAAUUAUACACGGAGGUAGAAGGAAAUUGUACUGGAAAGUAUGGAUUUGUUGUUGCGGUCACAACAAUUGACAAUAUCGGUGCUGGGAUUAUCCAACCAGGACAAGGGUUUGUCGUGUAUCCUGUCAAAUAUAAGGCAAUUGUCUUCCGACCUUUUAAAGGAGAAGUCUUAGAUGGUAUUGUCACACAAGUUAACAAGGUGGGCAUGUUUGCAGAGAUUGGACCCUUAUCGUGCUUUAUCUCACACCAUUCGAUACCAGCUGAUAUGCAGUUUUGCCCAAAUGUAAACCCACCGUGCUAUAAAUCCAAAGAUGAGGAUGUUGUGAUUCAAGCUGAUGACGAGAUAAGAUUGAAAAUUGUUGGUACAAGAGUCGAUGCCACUGGAAUUUUUGCAAUCGGAACAUUGAUGGAUGAUUACUUGGGUCUUGUUUGUAAUUGAUUUAUCUUCAUAUUACAAGAUGAAAUUCCAUUUUCUUCAUUUAUAAAUACUUAGAAGAAUUAAAACAUUAUUUUUAUUACAUUAGUGAUGAUUGAUUUCAGUUAAUAUAAGUAUAUUGAUCUAGAAAAUAAUAUUAGUUUCUUAUGCAUAUAGCAUUUUAUAUGUAAAUUUGUUGACACAAACUAAGAUUCAGACGCAGACAUACUAUGUUACAUAAAUAUGCAUUCAAAACUGUAUUUCAAAUGAAAACCUCAUGUCGAAUAAGAUUAAAGUUCUAUAAAUCGGCGCAAUCCCAAAUAUAGAAUAAUUGUACAUUUUACAUAAUAAAGGGAGUUUAUAAAAAAACGGAAAACGCUUGUAUAAACAAAA